Messenger RNA from Arachis ipaensis, 552 nucleotides. The record is from RefSeq and is a predicted model, not a curated record. Lineage: Eukaryota; Viridiplantae; Streptophyta; Magnoliopsida; Fabales; Fabaceae.
AUAUAUCUAUACUAUUUUUUUCGAAAUUUUUUGUACCCUGUACCUGUAUCCAUGCAACUUAGGUACCAAUUAUUCUAUACACUAAUUGCAGGGUUAUGAUGUCACAGGGUGGCCAUUCUUUCGCCGACUACAUGACGGAACGAAACUUUCCUUCAAACUUGGAAUCUGUCAUGUUUCGACGAGUCUUGCAAGGGAUAAACUCGUCGAAAAGAGAUGCCUUGAUCAUCAAGCAAAUGAUUACUUCGCUUAAGAAGAUUCAUGAUACAUGCAUUGUUCACAGGGAUAUAAAGCCUGCCAACUUGGUGGUUACAAAGCAGGGACAGAUCAAACUCAUUGAUUUUGGUUCAGCUACUGAUCUACGAAUCGGAAAGAAUUAUGUUCCCAAUUUUACCCCUUUGGAUCCUGACUAUUGUCCCCCAGAAUUGUAUGUGCUGGCUGAAGAAAUAACUAGUCUUCCUCCAGAGCCAGUUGCAGCUUUUCGUUCACCAAUAUUAUGGCAGGUUUUGUUGCUUUGUCCUAUUUAUGCACUCAAAAUUUUUUAAGUUCCUUCUG